Molecule: messenger RNA, 273 nt
Organism: Apiotrichum porosum
Lineage: Eukaryota; Fungi; Basidiomycota; Tremellomycetes; Trichosporonales; Trichosporonaceae
Exons: 2
Coding region: 1-273 (90 amino acids)
Source: RefSeq, a predicted model, not a curated record
AUGGAGGAUGCGGGCCGGCAGCUCUCGCCCCGCGAGCGUACCGAUCCUGCUGUUCAGACCGCUGUCACCGAGGCCGUAGAUGCGAUAUUUGCGGCCGGAGUCGAACAUGGCGACCUCGAAUGGCGGCACAUCCGUGUCAAGGAGGGCGGGGCGAGCAUUAUGGUGAUUGACUUCGACAAGUCUGGCGUCCUGGACGAAAAUCACGCCUCAGACAGCAAAACCGAGUACCGCGACGAGAUACUAGCCGAGCUGUUCGCCUCUGCUCCACCUUAG